This is a messenger RNA of Abrus precatorius (Indian licorice), 2059 nucleotides long. Its product is annotated as probable inactive receptor kinase At4g23740. Gene Ontology annotation, biological process: protein phosphorylation. Bases 78 to 1952 code for a protein of 624 amino acids. The record is from RefSeq and is a predicted model, not a curated record. Gene Ontology annotation, molecular function: ATP binding; protein binding; protein kinase activity. NCBI's taxonomy places the organism in Eukaryota, Viridiplantae, Streptophyta, Magnoliopsida, Fabales, Fabaceae. The transcript is spliced from 2 exons.
ACCGAUAUCUUGAGGAGAGGCCUCACUUUACAUCCAAGUAGUGUGGAACUGUUGAUUUUCUCUCUUCAAGCCAGAUAAUGGACAAGAAGUUGGCCCUCUUGUUCAUUUUUUCAGCAGUGUUGGCUAGUGGUGGAGCUGAACCAGUGGAAGAUAAACAAGCUUUGCUAGAUUUCCUUAACAACAUCAAUCACUCUCCACAUGUCAAUUGGGAUGAGAACACUCUUGUUUGCCACAGAUGGAGAGGAGUGACAUGCAACACUGACCAAUCCCGAGUUAUAGCCCUUAGAUUGCCAGGAGCAGGGUUGAGUGGUUCAAUCCCACCCAACACUCUCAGUCGCCUCUCAGCACUUGAAAUUGUGAGUCUUAGAUCAAAUGGUAUAACAGGUCCUUUCCCUGAUGGUUUCUCUGAGCUAAAAAACUUAACAGGACUCUAUCUUCAAUCCAACAAGUUUUCUGGUCCAUUGCCAUUGGAUUUUUCAGUUUGGAGUAAUCUUAGUGCUGUCAAUUUAUCCAACAAUUCUUUUAAUGGGAGCAUCCCUUCCUCAAUUUCAAACUUGACUCAUCUCACUUUAUUAGUCCUUGCCAACAACUUGCUUUCUGGUGAGAUUCCUGAUAUCAAUAUUCCUAGUCUACAAGAGCUGAAUCUAGCCAACAAUAGCCUUAGUGGGGUUGUGCCAAAAUCGCUUCUUAGAUUUCCAAGUUCGGCAUUUGCUGGUAACAAUCUUACAUCAGUAAAUGCACUUCCUCCAGCUUUUCCUGUGCAACCACCACCUGCUCUUCCAGCAAAGAAAACCAAAGGACUCAGUGAACCAGCAUUGUUGGGUGUUAUCAUUGGUGUUUGUGUGCUGGGAUUUGUGGUGAUUGCAGGUUUCAUGAUUGUCUGCUGCUAUACGAAUGCGGAUGUGGAUGUGCAACAAGUGAAAUCCCAGAGAAAAGAAGUUUCUUUGAAAACAGAAUCUUCUGGAAGUCAAGACAAGAACAAAAUUGUCUUCUUUGAGGGUUGCAAUCUUGCAUUUGAUCUAGAGGACCUGUUGAGAGCUUCUGCUGAGAUUCUUGGAAAGGGUACCUUUGGUACAACAUAUAAGGCUGCUAUGGAAGAUGCAACCACUGUGGUGGUAAAGAGGUUGAAGGAGGUCACUGUUGGAAAACGGGAUUUUGAACAGCAGAUAGAGGUGGUGGGGAAAAUUAAGCAUGACAAUGUGGAUGCCUUGAGGGCAUAUUACUAUUCAAAGGAGGAGAAACUUAUAGUAUAUGAUUACUAUCAACAAGGCAGCGUUUCUGCAAUGUUACAUGGCAAAAGAGAGGAAGGCAGGAGUUCUUUAGACUGGGAAAGCCGUUUGAGAAUUGCAAUUGGUGUAGCAAGAGGUAUUGCUCACAUCCAUGCUCAACAUGGAGGAAAACUCGUUCAUGGAAACAUAAAGGCCUCAAACAUAUUCGUCAACUCACAAGGAUAUGGAUGCAUAUCUGAUAUAGGCUUGGCAACAUUGAUGAGUCCAAUACCCACACCAGCAAUGAGGGCGACAGGAUACCGUGCACCGGAAGUAAUAGACACGCGCAAAGCAACCCAUGCAUCCGAUGUCUAUAGUUUUGGGGUCUUGCUACUUGAGCUUCUAACUGGGAAAUCCCCUAUAAACACCACAGAAGGUGAGCAAGUAGUUCACUUGGUUAGAUGGGUGAAUUCUGUGGUCAGAGAGGAGUGGACUGCGGAAGUGUUUGACGUAGAGCUAUUGAGGUAUCCAAAUAUAGAGGAAGAAAUGGUGGGAAUGCUACAAAUUGGGAUGGCUUGUGCAGCAAGAAUACCGGAUCAGAGACCAAAAAUUCCUGAUGUGGUGAGAAUGAUGGAGGAAAUUCGUCCUGUAAAUACUGGAAAUGUCCCAUCCACUGAGUCUAGAUCAGAAGUUUCUACACCCACCCCUCGUGAAGUUGACAUACCUACCUCAGUUACACAGUGAGAUUCUUUUGUUUUGGUCAAUUGUUGUUAGAUGUAAUCGAUGUCUCAAGUUCAAUCAUAUUCGUAACGGGAGAAAUGAUAUCAAUCUAAAGGUUCUUUGAAGUUAUU